Messenger RNA from Cajanus cajan (pigeon pea), 1084 nucleotides. RefSeq lists its product as uncharacterized. The record is from RefSeq and is a predicted model, not a curated record. Lineage: Eukaryota; Viridiplantae; Streptophyta; Magnoliopsida; Fabales; Fabaceae.
UGAUACAAGAGGAUUCAUUUAAAGUUUUUCCUCUCAUCCAUGCCCCAUCCCAUCCCCUGGGUGGGAUGUUUAAUGAAGAGUAAAGAUUAGACGUGGAGGCCUUGAGAAGAAAAGAAAGCGACAAAGCUUUAAGGAAGUAAACGUCAACUAUAAAAAUUAAAUUAAAUUAAAGCAUGUAGAGUAGUGUAGUGUGUAUGUAUGUAUUAAUAUAUAUAUAUAUAUAUAUAUGUGUGUGUGUGUGAGAAUUGAGAAGACAUUGAGAAUGGUAUAGAUUGAGAAAUGGGAGACCCAGCAAGUUUCAUAGCGAACUGGUUAACUCCUUCUUACCUCUUCAUCUUAGUGAACCUGGUCAUAGGCACCAUAGCAAUCACUUGUCGCUUCGCUUCCACACCCGAAGACCAACCCCAACAACUCCUUCGCUCACCCUCUCUUCUUCAACGAGUCAGGUCCUUUACUUGCACUCAUCAUCAACCAGACACCACCGCUCACACCCAACCCCAACCCCAACCCCAACUCCUUCCAACUCCCUCAUUAUUGGAACGAGUCGCCUCCUUCAAUCUCUCUCUCCACAAACAACACCCCGCACCUGCAGAAACACGACAUCUUCAGCCCCAACCCCAACACAAACACCAGGGAGAGCCCGAGCCCGAACCUCAACCCGAGCCUCAAAAACCGGAACUGGUUCGGUGUCCGUCGCUGCUGCAGCGGAUUCAGUCCAUGAACUUGUCGCGGUUCUACAGAUCGGACUCCAUGCAGCGAGAGCCACAGGAGGAGGAGGAGGAGGAGGUGGAGAGGCGGAGGCCGGCGACGGCGACGGCGAGGAUUGAAACGGCGUCGUGCAGAGAAGACGAAGAGGUGGACGCCAAAGCUGAUGAUUUCAUCAACAGUUUCAAGAAGCAGUUGAGGUUGCAGAGGAUCGAGUCCCUUCUCCGUUACAGAGGAACAACAUAAUCAUUCUCGCCUCUGCGUCGUCGUUUAGUAUAUAAUUCCUCUUUCUGUUGUAGUAUGAAGAAACCAGUGUGCUAAACUUGUUGUUAUUCUAUUAAUAAUAAUAAUAAUAAUAAUGCUCAUCGUCUUUCUGUAA